UGUUUCUCUCUCCCCCACAGAAAUGAGCGUUACAACCGCAACAUGAACUCAGCAACGACGAAGCGAGCCCUAGGGUGGCUCUAUAGCUCACGAGGCGGCCGAACCGCACAGAUCAGACCGAGAUGGAGGACGUUUUUCAGCAGCGGGCCGGUGCGGCGUGCGACGCAGCAGGAGCCGCCUAGUUUUGAGCAGGUCAGGGCGGCGUACAAAUACAAGAACCGGACUACGAUGAACUACACGUUUAGCAUCAUCCUCGGGACGGUGGCUUUCUCGUAUGGGAGUGUGCCAAUGUACAAGAUGAUCUGCGCAACAACAGGCUGGGGCGGCCAGCCGGUGCGGGCGCCGGGCCACGGCCCCUCGGGCGACGACGAGAUGGAGCUGUCGGAGCGGCUCAAGCCCGUGACGAGCGCAAAGCGGAUCAAGGUGACGUUCAAUGCGUGCGUGUCGGACGUUCUGCCGUGGAAGUUUGUGCCGCAGCAGCGCGAGGUCCGCGUCCUCCCCGGCGAGACGGCCCUGGCCUUUUACAAGGCCACCAACAACUCGGACCAGGACAUCAUCGGCGUGGCGACGUACAGCGUCACGCCCGCGCAGGUCGCGCCUUACUUUAGCAAGAUUCAGUGCUUCUGCUUCGAGGAACAGCGGCUCAAUGCCGGCGAGACGGUCGACAUGCCUGUUUUCUUCUACCUGGAUCCGGAUUUGUUGCAGGAUUUGAAUAUGAGGGGGAUUGAGACUGUUACGUUGAAUUAUACGUUUUUUAAGGCGAGAUAUGAUAACAACGGCGAGAUCAAGGAUCUCAGGGGCUGGGUGGAGCAGAAGAGCUCAUAGUCUGGGGAGAAGGACUGAUAAGAAUGCAUUGCAGAUGCUGUGGUGCUUCCUGGGGCUCGACCGCAGCUGGGGGUUUAGGAGAUGCAAGGAGACUUUGUUUGCUGGCGAGUCAACAUCUGGCCAGUGACUUGUAUUACUGUAUACUCUGUACCAUUAUACCAUACAUUUCAUACGGUUUCAGAUACCUAUUUAGAUCGAAAAAAUACAGAGAAAUUCCCAC
This is a messenger RNA of Pyricularia grisea, 1045 nucleotides long. RefSeq lists its product as uncharacterized. Bases 43 to 825 code for a protein of 260 amino acids. Lineage: Eukaryota; Fungi; Ascomycota; Sordariomycetes; Magnaporthales; Pyriculariaceae. The record is from RefSeq and is a predicted model, not a curated record. Gene Ontology annotation, molecular function: copper ion binding. The transcript has 4 exons. Gene Ontology annotation, cellular component: mitochondrial inner membrane.